GGAGCUCUCCCUGGAUCCUUCUCCUGUCCAGCGAGAGGCCGCUCACUAUUUCGGGUACGUGUACUUCCGGCAGGUCAAGGACAGCUCCAUGAGGAGGGGCUACUUCCAGAAGUCCCUGGUGCUCGUGUCCCGCCUGCCCUACGUGAACCUGUUCCAGUGCCUGCUGCAGCUGAUUGCUCCCGAGUACUUCGACAAGCUGGAGCCCUGCCUGGAGGCAGUGUGCAACGAGAUCGACCAGUGGCCACCCCCAGUGCCUGGCCAGACCCUGAACCUGCCCGUGAUGGGAGUUGUCAUCCAGGUGAGGAUCCCAUCCCGGGUGGACAAGCCAGGCUCCAGCCCAGUGAAGCAGUGCAACCAGGAGAACCUGCUACCAGCCCCCCUGGUUCUCCCCAGUGUUCAUGAGCUGGAUCUGUUCAGGUGCUUCCAGCCAGUGCUGAUCCACAUCCAGAUGCUGUGGGAGCUGAUGCUGCUGGGGGAGCCCAUGGUGGUGAUGGCCCCGUCCCCCAGCGUGUCCUCAGAGAUGGUGCUGGCCCUCACCAGCUGCCUGGCCCCUCUCCGUUACUGCUGUGAUUUCCGGCCGUACUUCACCAUCCACGACAGCGAGUUCAAGGAGUACACCACACGUACCCAGGCCCCGCCCAACAUCGUCGUGGGCGUCACCAACCCCUUCUUCAUCAAAACCCUGCAGCACUGGCCACACAUCCUGAGGGUGGGCGAGCUCCGCAUGGCAGGGGACCUGCCCAAGCAGGUGAAGGUGAAGAAACUGGCCAAGCUGAAAACCCUGGACACCAAACCAGGAAUCUACACUUCCUAUAAAACUUUCCUUCACAAAGACAAAACGCUGAUAAAAAGGCUACUAAAGGGCAUCCAGCGGAAGCGGCCCUCGGAGGUGCAGAGCGCUCUGCUGAGGAGGCACCUCCUGGAGCUCACCCAGAGCUUCAUCAUCCCCCUGGAGCAUUACAUGGCCAGCCUGAUGCCCCUGCAGAGAGCCAUCACUCCGUGGAAGAAUCCCCCCCAGAUCCGCCCGUUCUGCCAGGAGGAUUUCAUGAAGAGCCUGGAGCACGCCGGGCCCCAGCUCACCUGUGUGCUCAAGGGGGACUGGCUGGGGCUCUACAGGCGAUUCUUCAAGUCCCCCAAUUUUGAUGGAUGGUUCCGGCAGAGGCACCGCGAGAUGAGCCAGAAGCUCGAGGCCCUGCACCUGGAGGCCAUCUGUGAGGCGGACAUCGUGGCCUGGAUGAAGGACAAGUCCGAGGUGGAGAUCGUGGACCUGGUGCUGAAGCUCCGGGAGAAGCUGGUGAGGGCUCGCUGCCAGCACCUGCCCGUGAAGGAGGAGACCCUGCAGAGGGUGAGUCUCUACAUCGACACCAUCAUCGGCUCCCUGCCCGAGGACCUGCAGGCUGUGCUGCACCACCCCUGAGCACCCACCCGGGGACUCCUGGAGCAGGAGAACAUGGCCAGCCUGUCCCAGCCUGUCCCAGCCCGCUGGGACAGCCCUUCCGAGAGGAGAUCCUGCCCUGAUCCCGCUGGGAUUGCCGCGGGGGCAC
Messenger RNA from Sturnus vulgaris (Common starling), 1544 nucleotides. The record is from RefSeq and is a predicted model, not a curated record. NCBI's taxonomy places the organism in Eukaryota, Metazoa, Chordata, Aves, Passeriformes, Sturnidae.